GAGAUCCAGAGAAUACACCAGUCAUGUCAAGGGAUCUCUUCAGCCAAUCUGCUUUGCUUGGCAGAUGAUUAUUAUUCAUAGAAGUCAGCCUGUAUUCUUUCCCUUCCAGAGCUCCACACUGCUGACUCAGUGCCUUAUUCAGUCAUCUCUCUCUACGCUGCUGUAGCUGGACCCUUUUCCCUCCCAGCUGCUGAGUAUUUGCAUCCUCCACCAUGUCUAAAACAGCAAUCGCAUACAAGGAGAAAAUGAAGGAGCUCUCCAUGCUAUCUCUGAUAUGUUCCUGCUUCUAUUCUGAACCACAUGCUGCCACAUUCUAUAACUAUGAUGACAUGCAAGUUAAACAAAUCAACAAGCGAGCCUCGGGUCAGUCCUUUGAGGUGAUCUUGAAGCCACCUUCACCAGAAGCAGUGCCAGCACUGGAUCGCCCUCUGUCACCUCCAAAGAAAAAAGAUCUUUCUUUGGAUGAGAUCCAGAAGAAGCUUGAGGCUGCUGAAGACAGGAGGAAGUCUCAGGAGGCCCAGAUUCUUAAGCAGCUUGCAGAGAAGAGAGAGCAUGAGCGAGAGGUCUUGCAAAAGGCCAUGGAAGAGAAUAAUAACUUCAGCAGAACUGCAGAGGAGAAACUGAUUAUAAAGAUGGAACUGAACAAGGAAAACCGCGAGGCUCAUUUAGCUGCUCUUAUGGAACGUCUCCGCGAGAGGGUAAAUAUUGAGCAGAGAUUUCCUUAUUGCCAUCAGCAUCUAUACUCACACAUACAUACGUGUAGCAGAGUAUGUCGAUUGUCUGUUAAUAAACCAAUAUGAUUUUUCACCCCAUUG
Molecule: messenger RNA, 815 nt
Organism: Chiloscyllium plagiosum (whitespotted bambooshark)
Lineage: Eukaryota; Metazoa; Chordata; Chondrichthyes; Orectolobiformes; Hemiscylliidae
Source: RefSeq, a predicted model, not a curated record